Cladophialophora carrionii CBS 160.54 is the source of this 669-nucleotide messenger RNA. RefSeq lists its product as uncharacterized. The transcript has a single exon. The record is from RefSeq and is a predicted model, not a curated record. NCBI's taxonomy places the organism in Eukaryota, Fungi, Ascomycota, Eurotiomycetes, Chaetothyriales, Herpotrichiellaceae. Gene Ontology annotation, molecular function: hydrolase activity. The coding region runs from base 1 to 669 and encodes 222 amino acids.
AUGUCCCCCUCUACACUAACCGCUGGCAAGCACACGGCAACCUUGAACGGUUUGAAAAUCCACUACACCACCCUCGCCGACUCCCCAGGCCUCCCGCCCAUCCUCGUGCAUCCACCGCCCUGGGGCGUCGGCGCCGAACUAUACAUCAACACCUUUGCCCGCCUCGCCUCCAAAUACACCGUGAUCAUCGCCUCCCCACGCGGCAACGACGACUCUGACCGCCCUGCCUCGCCGACAGAGAUGUCGUCCCGCCACGUCGUCUCCGACCUCGAAGCCCUGCGUGAACAUCUCGGCCUCGACGCGUUCCCCGCCCUGAUAGGCCACUCCUCCGGCGGAACCGUCGCCCUAGGCUACGCGAUCGCACACCCCACGCGCGUGCGACGCCUCGUCCUGCUGAACUCCGACCUCCUAGGCUUCCCCAGGCAGGACGUGUCCUUCUUCCACGAAGUGCUAGGCCAUUUCGCGGCCAGUCCUCCAACCACGGACGAGACCUUCCGCGCGUUCAUGCUCCGGAUCAUGCCGCUACGAACCGCAGGGAUAGAGUCUUCAAGCAAUUUCUCGAAGACAUCCUGCAAAAUUGCGGUGCUGCAUUGGUCGUCCUAUACUCCUCGCAAAUCUCAAAGCGAACGACUAUCGAGUUGGACAACCAGAGCAGGAUCGCGUUGUUAG